GAAAGACCUUUUUAUCAAAUAACAAACGGAAAUAAUAUAAAUAGGAAGAGUUGAAACAACAAAUCAAAUUCCAAUAUGUUAAUUAUCCCACCAUUUUCUUUUCCUAUAAAAUUACCAAGAAUUAUACAGUUACUUUGUUGGAUAAAAUGAACACUACCCUGUUGUUGAGACGCUGUUUUUGCUGCUCAUCUUCUUCUCCUCUUGCUUCUUCACUUAAAAAGAAACCUCUUGUUUUCUUGGGUUCUCCACAGGUGUCAACAAAGGUGCUUGAUGCUCUCUUCAAUGCAUCUCAGUCUUCAAACUCAUCUUUUGAGGUUGCAGCCAUCGUUACCCAACCGCCUUCGCAGAAAAAUAGGGGCAGGAAGGUGCUUCCUUCUGCUGUUGCUCAAUAUGCCCUUGAUAGGGGUUUCUCUCCUAAUCUCAUUUUCACACCAGAGCGGGCCAGUGAGGAAUGGUUGUUGGCCAAUUUAAGAGAGUUGGAGCCAGAACUCUGUAUUACAGCAGCGUAUGGGAAUAUUCUAUCCACCAAGUUCCUAAACAUCCCGAAGCAAGGCACGGUAAAUAUACACCCAAGCUUGCUACCCCUGUACCGAGGUGCUGCUCCUGUUCAGAGAGCAUUGCAGGAUGGUGUAAACGAAACUGGUGUUUCUUUAGCAUUCACUGUAAGAGCACUGGAUGCUGGACCUGUCAUUGCAUCUCAAAGAUUUCGCGUUGAUGACAAUAUUAAGGCCCCAGAUCUACUGGAUGUUCUCUUUGAUCUUGGAUCAAAACUUCUAUUGCAUGAGCUUCCUUCAAUACUUGAUGGAACAGCGAGAGCUAAAGCACAACCUCAAGAUGAUUCUAAAGCCACAUUAGCCCCAAAGAUUGUUCAGGAAGAAUCAUGGCUAUCAUUUGAUCAAGAAGCUACCAUCCUGCACAAUAAGGUCCGGGCAUUUGCAGGUUGGCCAGGUACUCGAGCCAAAUUUCAAGUUGUGGAUGCAGAAAAUGACCAAAAAAAUAUUCUAGACCUUAAAAUUAUCACAACUAAAGUUUCCAGCAAUUCCGGUGUUCAGAAUGCUGAAUCAGAUUAUGCGGCUUUCAAAAAUGGUGCAUUGAUCAUCACAUGUGCUGGCGGCACGGUCUUAGAGGUUCUAGAAGUUCAGAAGCCGGGAAAGCAAGUGGUCAAUGCAGCUGCAUUUUGGAAUGGCUUGCGCGGUCAAAAGCUAAAGGCUUGUAGAUAAUGAAGCUGAUUCGUUACAAGUACAAAAUAUUCCAAGCCCGGAUGAAGAAGAAGGGUCACCGCGUGUGUUUAAAUUGUUUUCGACAACACCUCGGUAAAACCAAGACAAUGAUCAUGUAACCGAACCCAAUAUUUUGGAUUAAAGGCUUUGACAUUGUUGUUUUUGUAUACUCCCCUAGCAAGGUUUUACUUAUUGAGCCCAAAUAAUAAGAGAACCCAAGAUACAAAAAUGGAAAAAUCAUUCUGUUGAUAUAGAAGUAUAAAUGAUAGAAGAAUUAACCAAGCACCAGAAUUUCUUGUAAUCAAUUAUCAAUGGCUGAGACCCAAAAUGUAAAAAGAAAAUGUCACAUGAUUUGUUGUAGUUUUGGGUGCCUUGAUCCUUUAGACUCAUGGUUGGACAGUUGACAUAUGGAGAAUAUGAUUGGUAUAUUGGUGGGACCGAUAUGCCAACUCGAUUUUAGAUGGUUUAGAGUUAGCUUUUGGACAUCGGCUUUAUCUUAUGGGAGUCCAAUAUGCCAACUAGAUUUUAGAUGGUUUCAGAAUUCUUGUUUAGUGCAGCAAGCCUACAAGCCAACUCAGCUUUCCCUUCUGGAAACACGAGUUUUUUAUGCUUUUUUUGCUCUUGAUUGAAUAUAAAUGUGUUAAGCUAUGGAGUAGUCAUAAAUAACUUAAUUACACAUUAGAUAAGAUAUGUUGAACACUUCUAAUACCCCUCUCUCAUUGUAAUCCUAAACUCUAACCCUCGCUUUUCUCCAAACCUUAACCAUCAU
Amaranthus tricolor (Joseph's coat) is the source of this 1989-nucleotide messenger RNA. RefSeq lists its product as uncharacterized. The record is from RefSeq and is a predicted model, not a curated record. Gene Ontology annotation, biological process: conversion of methionyl-tRNA to N-formyl-methionyl-tRNA; biosynthetic process. Gene Ontology annotation, molecular function: methionyl-tRNA formyltransferase activity. NCBI's taxonomy places the organism in Eukaryota, Viridiplantae, Streptophyta, Magnoliopsida, Caryophyllales, Amaranthaceae. Bases 147 to 1220 code for a protein of 357 amino acids. The transcript is spliced from 12 exons.